Molecule: messenger RNA, 2390 nt
Organism: Cottoperca gobio
Lineage: Eukaryota; Metazoa; Chordata; Actinopteri; Perciformes; Bovichtidae
Gene: mbd3b
Product: methyl-CpG binding domain protein 3b
Exons: 7
Coding region: 188-1012 (274 amino acids)
Biological process (GO): negative regulation of transcription by RNA polymerase II; DNA methylation-dependent constitutive heterochromatin formation
Cellular component (GO): nucleus
Molecular function (GO): methyl-CpG binding
Source: RefSeq, a predicted model, not a curated record
GCGAUCUGCGCGACGACAAAGACGAGAUGUUGUUAGCAGGGAGAUCCCAUUACAGAGCACGCAUGUUGUAAUAUGGUCGAAACAAAAGCGUAAGAAGCGGUAGGCCUUCCACCAAAAUUGGAGCCUAAAAUUGAGUCUGGUUAUUCGCAGUAACUUUUAGUGGAUUUAUAGGCAACUCGCGUGGGAAAUGGAGAAGAAAAGGUGGGAUUGCACUGCUCUCCCCAAGGGCUGGAAAAUGGAAGAAGUGACCAGAAAGUCGGGUUUGUCAGCUGGAAAAAGCGAUGUCUAUUAUUUUAGUCCAUCAGGGAAGAAGUUUCGGAGCAAGCCUCAGCUGGCCCGUUACCUUGGCAACCAGAUGGACCUCAGCUCCUUCGAUUUCCGCACGGGCAAGAUGCUGAUGAGCAAGCUGAACAAGAACCGCCAGAGACUGCGCUACGAUAACAACAACCAGAACAAGGGCAAACCGGACUUGAACACGUCACUCCCAGUCAGACAGACGGCCUCCAUCUUUAAGCAGCCUGUUACCAAGGUUACCAACCAUCCAAACAACAAAGUGAAGACGGAUCCUCAGAAAGCCGUCGACCAGCCCCGACAGCUGUUUUGGGAGAAGAAACUCGGAGGUCUUAAUGCUUUCGACAUCGCAGAGGAGCUGGUGAAAACAAUGGAACUGCCUAAAGGCCUGCAAGGUGUUGGUCCAGGCUGCACAGACAAGACUCUCCUUUCGGCUAUCGCUAGCGCUCUGCACACCAGCGCUGCUCCCAUCACUGGUCAGCUGUCCGCGGCUGUGGAGAAGAACCCAGGAGUCUGGCUCAACACCACACAGCCGCUGUGCAAGGCCUUCAUUGUCACCGAUGAGGACAUCAGGAAACAGGAGGAGCUGGUGUACAGUGUGAGGAAAAGGCUGGAGGAGGCACUGAUGGCUGAUAUGUUGGCCCAUGUCGAGGAGGCUGCCAAUGAGUCGGAGGAUAUGAAGGAGGAAGGCAACGGCAGUGAAGACAUGGAGAGUGUAUAGCACAGGGAUUUGUUCAACGCCUGCACACACACACACACACACACCAUGAACAGUAGGAGCCAUGCAGCAGUCCUGUCCUGAUGAACUGUCCCUGAGUAUCUGCGUCCAACUUGAACCGUAACCCGACUUACACCAGUGCAGUACAACCUAAAGAACUGUCUUCCCCCCCCCUGAGCCAAAAACACUUUCCUCAUUACCUCCACUUGGAUGGGACUCCUCGACUUCAACGGCAAUUAAAUUAGAUCGACGUAUUUCUGAGCUCGGUUGAUUUUUUGACUCUUGACGUUUUAAAAAAAAAUUCCCUUGAACUUUCAAAUAUUAAAAAUAACUUAUCUACAGUGUGUCAAAUUCAGUGUUUGAUGAGAAGUGUAUUUUUUACUGAAAGGCUUUGAAUGGGUUUGUAUUUUUCUUUGUGACAAUCGUCAAAUCCAAACAUUUUCUGUCAGCACAAAGUUGAUCCGGGUGCUUUUUUGUUUGUUUGUUUGGCAGAUUGGAAAUGAAUGUUUUGUAUUUUUGGCAUGUCUCUUUCUUGAGUUUGUAUGAUGCUCUCCUGCGAGUUGUCUGACACACAGAAACACCGUCUUUCCUCGUGGAACCAGGUGAGAUGUAACUAUACUGAGCUAUAAGCCUGCGUCGGUGCCGACCUGCUGAUGAUACUGAAGCAGGUGGUGUUGUUUGAAUCCCGUGUACAUCCAUUGGAGGGGGACGGAGUCCAAGUUGUAUUGUAAUUUCAAGGAAAUACUUUACUCCAUGACCGCUGCGUCAUGGAGUAAAGGUUAGAAUUGACCAAAGAGGAGACAUGUCAUUUUAAGAGGGGUUGUUUGUGUAACGGGAGACUGCUUGCUAUUUUACAGAAAGCGAUUCUAUUGGCUCUGCUGUUGUACAACUAACACAAGGAAAGUAUAAAGUUAACAUGACGGGGCUGAGCACAAUGGGAAAGAAAUGACUUAAAGCCCCUUUCUAUUGUAGAAUUGUAACUGUUUUUAACUCAUCUUUAUAGGUGCUUACUGAUGUUGUGAAACACGGCUGUUAACGCUUUGUUUGUGUCGCUCCAUGUUUGUUUGUUUGUUUGUUUUCUUUUGAAUGUGUCAAUGUUACCGCCAUAGAACUAGAAUAUGUUUCUAUGACUACCACACACAUGCUGCCUCCUCAUAAACCCACGCACAAAAUUGGUGACACAGCAAAUUACAAUUUAAGAUUAAGUUAAGUCAUUUAUCAUCUGAGGAAUAAUAAUUUUGUAUUUUGUAUCCCUGUCUGUCGAGGUUUGAUUGUGAAUAAUGUAUCAAGCUGAAAUCAUAAAAUCCCUUCUCAAGAUCAGCAGGCUGAUUGCUGAAAUGAAUUUGAUUGUAUGACUUAUUAAAAAUUAGUCUGUCAUUAA